Castor canadensis (American beaver) is the source of this 670-nucleotide messenger RNA. The record is from RefSeq and is a predicted model, not a curated record. NCBI's taxonomy places the organism in Eukaryota, Metazoa, Chordata, Mammalia, Rodentia, Castoridae.
CUCCAUGAACAGUCCCCCUUCCCUUCUUAGUUGCACCCAGUGUCCCCUGCCCAAAGCAGUGCCGGCGGUCAGGCACCAUGCAGAGCAACUUCUGUGCCAGUGAUGUAGUGGUUACUGGGACAGUUAAGUCCAUGGUUCGGGGCCCAGGCGAGGGUCUCACCGUCACUGUCAGUCUCAUUGGUGCUUAUAAAACUGAAGGACUGGACCUGCCUUCUCCACCCACUGACACCUCCCUGAAGUUUUACUUGCCUUGUAGGCAGUGUCCCAUCAUGAAAAAAGGAAACAGUUAUCUGCUGAUGGGUAAAAUGGAAGAGAACUUGGGUCCUGUCCUUUCUCAAGAAAGCUUCGUGGUUCUCUACCGGUCCAACCAGGACCCGAUCCUCAACAACCUAAGCAAGAGAAAGUGUUCCUCCUCACCUGGGCAGGCUGCCUGAGACCAGGGCAGCUUCAGUCCUGGGUCCUUGGACCUCCCCCCCUCUCUUAUCCAAUUAAAUGUUUCUUAACUGAGGAAAGGGUCAUAAGUCCAUUUCUAUGGUUUAGGGGCCCAUCUUGGGGAUUUCAUGCAUUCAUUCAACAAACUUUUACUUUUCAGGAUAAUCUUUUGAGGAUGAAUGGUGGAUCUUGUCAUUCUUUUGCUCAAAACUCUUUCCAUGGUUCUGAAUAAAACUCC